Molecule: messenger RNA, 2265 nt
Organism: Conger conger (European conger)
Lineage: Eukaryota; Metazoa; Chordata; Actinopteri; Anguilliformes; Congridae
Gene: mmachc
Product: metabolism of cobalamin associated C
Exons: 4
Coding region: 6-830 (274 amino acids)
Biological process (GO): cobalamin metabolic process
Cellular component (GO): cytoplasm
Molecular function (GO): demethylase activity; cyanocobalamin reductase (cyanide-eliminating) (NADP+) activity; FAD binding
Source: RefSeq, a predicted model, not a curated record
CCGUAAUGCAGUGCAGCAUUGAAACUGUUAUGGCUGGUAUAUGUGGCAACGUGGAGGGCAUCCGGAGUGCCUUAUAUGAUACUCUAACCCCGUUGGGUUUUGAAGUUUACCCUUUCAAGAUUGGUUGGUACAAUGCAGUGCUCUCCUCCUCCCUCCACCUUCCAUACGCUGAUGAUACGCUGGCAGUGGUUGUGUUGAGCACUCCAUCCAUGUUUGAGCGAACCUUCCGGCCAUUCCUAGAAAGUGGCGGCUGCGUGGGUGUCAAUGAUCCCAUUGACCAGUCUAUCAGACACUAUAUAAAUAACUGUGUCUCUCAGUGUUUCCCAGGCCAAGAAGUGAAUAUCAGCUAUGACUACGAGAUGCUGCCAAGCCGCAAGCCAAAGUUCCUGGCACAGACCGCUGCACAUGUGGCUGGUGCAGCGUACUAUUACCAACGUGCAGAUAUUGCUGUUAAUCCUUGGGGAGAGAAGAAGAUGUUUGGGGUAUGCAUCCAUCCAAAGCUAGGCGGAUGGUUUGCCAUCAGAGCUCUGCUGGUGUUCCCGGGCGUGGUGGUGGGAGAGGAGCUGCAGCAGAGGCCCCCUCCAGACUGCGUUCCUUCCCAGGAGUCUAGAGUGGAGCUGCUGGAGAGGUUCAACCUCCGCUGGAAGGACGGGAGCUACAGAGAUAUUGUCCCUGCAGCUGAACGCUACUCUCAGGAGCAGCAGACGUACUUCUCCACACCCCCAGGCCAGAGGAUGGCUCUCCUCAGACAGUGGGGCCUUUUCUCUGGGGCGGGCAGUGGCACACAAGCCGGGGAGCCAGGGAGUGAAAGAGGGAACUUUGAGAGCUGAUACCUUAGGGAGGUCAGUUACACAUACAGUGCCGUAUUUACCCACUUCCUCAUUUCCUCUGUUAUUGCAUUUUUUUUCACAACAAAUGGUUUCAGAUCUUUAGGAAAAAUGUAGUAUCAGGCAAUGGGAACCUGAGUAAACACAAAGCCCAAAACAAAUUUUUAUUUAAUUUAUUUAAUAAUGUAUUUGCUUUACGCCAGACACAAAGGUACCUGUGCCGAAGUGGUUUCUGCCUUGCUACUCUCAGAUGAAUUCCAUUUUUGCCCAGUCUCUUACUCUUUCUUAUUGUGGAGUCAUGAACACUGACCAUAACUGAGGCUAGAGAGGCCUGCCGUUCUUUAGAUGUUCUUCUGGGAUCUUUUGUCACUUCCUGGAUGAGAUGUCACUGCGCUGCACUGCGAUUCACCACUCCUUGGAAGAUUUGAAAUGUUCUCCAUUUGGAGAUAAUGGCUCGCACUGUGGUUCAGUGGAGUGCCAGAGCCUUAGAAAUGGCCUUGUAACCCUUUUCAGGCACAUACAUUUUAAACUUUCUUUUCCAUCUCUAUUGGAAUGUCCUUUGAUCCUGGCAUGGUGUGCUUAUAGGACCUUUGUGGCAACUGCUUGAUGGUAAGGUUCAUUAUGAGUGAGAUUUAGAUUCAACUGGGCUAGCUGCAGUCAAGCCUGUGUUCAAUCUGCUAAGUGUAAUUAUCAAUUCAUUUUGGUGAAUUGGUUGAUUAAGUGACUACGGGUAAUUACUUUUCCACAUAGGUGAUAUGGGUGUUUGAUUUGACUUAUUUAAUGAAGUUAUUUAAUAUAUUAUAUAUUUUGUGUUUACUCAGUUUCCCAAUAUUUCCCAAUAUAUAUACAAUAUUUCAUUUGAUUGGAAACAUUCAGUGUGACAAACAUGCAAUAAUAGUGGAAGUCAGGAAGGGGCAAAUACCAUAGCACUGUAGAACCUGCUGGGAACACUAAUUUCAAAGACAAAUUCUACAAUGGAGAUUAUAACAUUGAAUGUAUGUACAUAGUGUGUGGUUGUGAACUAUUGAAGAGCAAUUGACCCAUGAGUUUAUUUGAUUUACACUAUUAGAUUAAAAAGUGUACAGAGCCACAAACAUUCUGAAGGGUCAUCUGGGGAUACCCAGGGGUAUGGCUUAGCUGUUUUGCUACUGAAUACAAUAUGGGAAAGUGAGCAGUGUUUGAUUAAAAAGGGGGAUAACCAAAUAUAACAGCUUGCUUAAGUGUCUAAGGGUGGUGGGCCACUGAAAAGGAGAUAUGUCUUUCAGAAAUCUGGUAUAGAACACAAUAAUGCAUGGAGAUUACUGCUGAGGUUAUUCUUUGUUAUAAGGGUAAAUUAUUAUAACCACAAAAUGAGUGGUGUGUUUUUUUAACAAGGUGACUGUUAUUGUAUAAGUGAUAUUGAGUCCAAUCAAUAAAGGGUGGAAAUCGUGUAUUUUCA